Hippoglossus stenolepis (Pacific halibut) is the source of this 507-nucleotide messenger RNA. RefSeq names its product histone H2B 1.2. The coding region runs from base 33 to 410 and encodes 125 amino acids. The transcript has a single exon. Gene Ontology annotation, cellular component: nucleosome. Gene Ontology annotation, molecular function: protein heterodimerization activity; structural constituent of chromatin; DNA binding. Lineage: Eukaryota; Metazoa; Chordata; Actinopteri; Pleuronectiformes; Pleuronectidae. The record is from RefSeq and is a predicted model, not a curated record.
CGCUGGCUCCUCCCCUCUGAUCCACAGAAACGAUGCCGGAACCAGCGAAGGCCUCAGCGCCCAAGAAGGGCUCCAAGAAGGCGGUGACCAAGGUCCCCGGGAAGACCGGGAAGAAGAGGAGGAAGAGCCGCAAGGAGAGCUACGCCAUCUACGUGUACAAGGUGCUGAAGCAGGUGCACCCCGACACCGGCAUCUCCUCCAAGGCCAUGGGCAUCAUGAACUCCUUCGUGAGCGACAUCUUCGAGCGCAUCGCCGGGGAGGCCUCCCGCCUGGCUCACUACAACAAGCGUUCCACCAUCACCUCCAGGGAGAUCCAGACCGCCGUGCGCCUGCUGCUGCCCGGGGAGCUGGCCAAGCACGCCGUGUCCGAGGGCACCAAGGCCGUGACCAAGUACACCAGCUCCAAGUAAACUGCGGGACACCGCUUCCACCCAACGGCUCUUUUAAGAGCCACACACCGGCUCCAUGGAGACAAACGGUCCUGAUGGUUCAAUGUUCACAGUCACA